Molecule: messenger RNA, 762 nt
Organism: Sabethes cyaneus
Lineage: Eukaryota; Metazoa; Arthropoda; Insecta; Diptera; Culicidae
Exons: 1
Coding region: 1-762 (253 amino acids)
Molecular function (GO): nucleic acid binding; zinc ion binding
Source: RefSeq, a predicted model, not a curated record
AUGGCAUUUCUGAUCAAAAAGUUAUGCGAGCUAAAUUGCUUCAUCUGGGUGGAUCUGCGCUUCAAAGUCUUUUCGAAUUUAAAAGAUCAUGAUCACGUUCCUCUUGUGGCUUUGGUACCAAAAUAUUACGACGUUGCUAUUGCUAAACUGGACGAAUUCUUUCAACCUCGUCAUCAAAGCACUUCGGAACGGAGGAAAUUACGUCAAUUAAAGCAACUGAAUGGCGAGCGGUUUGCUGAUUUUGUAAUUCGACUACGGCAGCAAGUUUCAGAAUGCGGAUUCGAAAAAUAUGGUUCGGAAAUGGCGCAAAUUUUGAGCGAAAUUUAUUUAACAGAUGCUGUAGUUGAAGGAUGCCUUUCCACGGAAGUGCGCAGGAGAAUUUUGAUGAAAGAUUUGGCGUUUGCCGAAAGUGAAGCUUUGGGAAUUUCCCAAGAAGCUGUGGAACAACAAAUAGAAGCUAUUGCAUCAGGUCAGCCGACAGAUCAGGUGUACAAAGUUACUCAUUCUAAACGUGAUUGCUCUGAUUCAAACUCAGAAUACAAGUUUAGUGCUGGAGAUUCUAAGAAGGCGCGUGUUACGUUCCGGGGACGAAAGGAGGAGAAAACUUGCUUCAACUGCGGACGAGUUGGGCAUAUGAGUACGGCUUGGUCAUGUCCAGCUCGGGGCAAGCAGUGUCAUAAAUGUAAAAGUUAUGGACACUUCGAGACACUGUGCCGGAAGAUGCGACAAGAAGAAUCGAACAAACAAUCCAGGAACCAGUGA